AUGAUGAUCUCUGUGACCCAGAUUUUAGCAAAAUGCUUGUGUGUAUUGUAUCAUGCUGUUGGCCCAAGUUCUGCAUUUCCGACCUUGGAUGAUUUAAAUGAAACUGAAGUUGCUCCCCCUGAGCCAAGGACGAAAGUACAGAUCGUAUCUCAACAGCUGGUGACCUUUUUCAACCCAGUGACGUGUCGACCCAAAACAAAUCAGGCAGUGGUGCCUUGCCAAGCUGGGGAAAAGAGCAACAAGUCGUUGUGUCUGGAACACAAGUGCUGCUUCUCGUCUAAAAAGCAUGUUCAGCUGGACUGCUACACUCCACUCAAAGACCGCCCUCAACAGAUCCUGCGGAUGCUUGGUGCCGGGAUAGGAGGACUGAUCCUUCUUGCGUGUCUUCCAUGUUGCUGUUUUAUUGUGGAGAGGAGCUCAUGUUUUAAUGCAUUACGAAGAGGCCCCAAAGGAGAUGAUUCUGAAGAAGACAGUGGUGAUGAGAGUGAUGAAAGCAGUGAUAGCCAUUCUUCAUCAUCCGUCCAAGAUGAUGUUGAGAAACAAACGAGCAAGAAGGAAAAGGGCAAAUAA
Molecule: messenger RNA, 570 nt
Organism: Podarcis muralis (Common wall lizard)
Lineage: Eukaryota; Metazoa; Chordata; Lepidosauria; Squamata; Lacertidae
Source: RefSeq, a predicted model, not a curated record